Drosophila melanogaster (fruit fly) is the source of this 795-nucleotide messenger RNA. RefSeq lists its product as uncharacterized. The record is from RefSeq and is marked reviewed. NCBI's taxonomy places the organism in Eukaryota, Metazoa, Arthropoda, Insecta, Diptera, Drosophilidae. The transcript has 2 exons. Bases 43 to 744 code for a protein of 233 amino acids. Gene Ontology annotation, cellular component: nucleus; cytoplasm.
ACUUUUGUAGAAAACGAUUAGGUGCUAAAAUAUUUGCUCAUCAUGACAGACUUCAGCAUUGCCAAGUUUAACAACUAUCAGGAGUAUCUGCACUCCUUUACGACCGUCGAGGACUUUCGGUACUUACCUUUCCACAAAACGGUCAUUACUCUCACAAAACUCGGCUAUCGGGAACACCGCACUUUCUACGAGGAGGAUGAGUUCUUAAACGUGAAAAAGCAGGUGGAACAGCUCCUGAAUCCAACGGUUUCUGCCCAGAUAUACUACAGUCAGUACUUCAAGGGAACCGAUCCAGCACUUUGGGCAUUGGCCGAACGCGAGCACGGGAAUGUCCAGCAGGAGAUAUCGACCAUUAUCUUUCUGGAAAUAAGCGGACGAAGUGGGUUCUCCAAGUCAGGCUACAUUGACUUUGAGGCCAGUCUGCGAAACUACCGGUUCAAGGGACCAAAUGCAGUCGAUUGGAAGGCGGUUUUCGAGGAGCGGAAGUUGCUGAAGCCCCAGCCGAGUGAUAUAGUCUUCUACGACUGGAAGACCAGGAAGAUUUUUGCGAAUGACAACGACAAUUAUACGGUGGUAGCUCAUCCGGAACAUGGUCUUAUGUUUGCUCACAAGGGAGAUCACAAGAACAUACCCGUUACCACCAAGAAGAACCCCUUUUCCAGCAACGUUAGACGCUCUAUGAUCAGGUCAAAUCUAUAUGGUUUCAUUAUACUGUACGACCACCACGUUCGUAAGAAGACUUAGAUUAUGUUCAACUAAUGUUUUGGCGAGCAAUGAAUAUAAAUUUAAAUAUUG